This is a messenger RNA of Pochonia chlamydosporia 170, 360 nucleotides long. RefSeq lists its product as hypothetical. Bases 1 to 360 code for a protein of 119 amino acids. Lineage: Eukaryota; Fungi; Ascomycota; Sordariomycetes; Hypocreales; Clavicipitaceae. The transcript has a single exon. The record is from RefSeq and is a predicted model, not a curated record.
AUGGUCAAACCAUUCCCAACAAAGAAGUUCCUCAAUCUUAGUCGAUACAUAUGCUCUGCCCAAUCGGAGGCUGAAGGAGGGAGCUUCCUGUGCAAUUUCAUUAUCAAGGAUUGCACACAGUUGCGCGGCUGGCGCCGUGGCUGUCUACCCACCACCUCAUGUGAACAGGGCCGGGACAAAGGAGAUCGGCGGCAGCACAGUUGGAUUAAGCAUAUCUUCAGGCUCAACAGAUCAUCACCAACACGGGCAAUGAGUUGCAUUUUGGAGAAUCCUGAGAGAAGCGAUCCGGCAUGGAGCUUCCGAGUGACCUCGAAUCCUCCGUCUGUGCUGGUCACAACUAAGAAAACAUCACCUUUUUAG